AUGGCACCAAAAUUGGAACAAUUAGGCCCAUGUACUUCAAAUGGUAAUCAAAAUAAUGAAUGUACGGAUGAUACAUCAGCUGCACAAAUUUUGCCAGGUAUUUUAUACGAACCAAACAGUUUUCAUCACUAUAUACCAACACUUUAUCUUGGUAAGGGAGGUUUUGCGCGUUGUUAUGCAGCAAAGGAUUCAUCAACUAAGAUGGAAGUAGCACUAAAAAUUGUUCCGAAAAGUCGUCUCACUAAGCAUUCAAAACUGGAAAAGAUGCGCAAAGAGAUAGUAAUCCAUAAGUCAUUGAACCAUCCAAAUGUGGUCAAAUUUUUGAGUUUUUUCGAAGAUAACAUCAACGUCUAUAUGGUGCUUGAACUUUGUCACAACGGAACUCUCCUUUGUCGCAUUCAAAAUGCACCUGGAGGGCAAUUGAGGGAUAACAGUGCCCGAUCGUAUUUAUUGCAAAUUGUUGACGCUGUCACAUAUUUACAUGAAGAAAUUGGCAUUUUACAUCGUGAUCUGAAGCCUGGCAAUAUUCUCCUUUGCAGUAAUGAUCAGGUCAAAUUGGCAGAUUUUGGUUUGGCAUUGAAAUUAGAUGAUUUACCUUAUUCCUCGAUGAAUGUUUGCGGGACACCAAAUUAUCUUUCACCUCAGGUACUUAAACAAGAAGGCCAUUCAAAAGAAUCAGAAGCGUGGUCCAUUGGUUGUAUACUGUAUUGCAUGUUGGUCGGUAAACCGCCAUUUGAGGCUGAUACAUUAGAAAAAACUUAUGUCAAAAUAGCAUCCGGCGACUAUUCUUUUCCGCUUAAACCGAAAAUUUGCAUUUGUGCCGAAGAUCUCAUUUCGAAGUUGCUUACGUUAGAUGCAAUGGCUCGAAUGAAAGUAACUGCUAUCAAAUCUCAUCCAUACUUUGGCAACAGAGAUAUUGCGGGAAAAAAUGAACCAUACUCAGCAAAAACGAAAGAGAAUAACAUAUUUCAAUUGUCUAAGAAAAAUUUUAAUCAAGGAUUUGGAGGAGGUUGCAGCAUUGGUGAUUCUGGAAUUGGCUCCGAAGGAUGCUUAAAUGCUCGGUCACCACGAUCGGUUUCUGAUUGUAAAGUUUUGUACAAGCAAUUGCUACUUGGCUAUUACACUGUAUCCGAUGAAGUGUCUCAUUUGCUAGAUUUUCAAUUGAAUAUGGUAAGCAAAUGGAUGGAUUAUACUAAUAAAUACGGUUUUAGUUGUACUCUCAGCGAUGGUACUUAUUGUACUCUUUUUAUCGAUAAUUCUUCUCUUUCACGCAGGCGUGCUGCAGAAAAUGAAGCUGGGCGUUAUUUGAUGAUAAGUGAUACAGGUCAGGAUCCUUGGUCUUUUUUUGAAUGGACUACUUUGCAUACUAUCAAUAAUGAACGACUGAAAAAAAAAAUCCGUAUUGUGGAACUUUUUAGUGAUUAUAUGGAUAAGGAGCUUCAGCCAGUAUAUGAACAUAGCAAUAUUCGGCAACAGUUAGAUGCUUUAGUUUAUCAAAAACGACAUGGUGGAGUGCUAGUGAUGUUUCUUGCUUUAGGAACAAUUCAGAUUAAUUUUUUGGAAUCACAUGAAAAACUAGUCAUUAAUCGAGAUGAGCAUGGCCGUUUAUUGCUUACGGUGAUCGAACAAUGUGUUGAUUUUCAUACAUAUCAGCUGCUUCCUUACGCCUCAACAUCAAAUCGCACAAACUGUCAAAAAGUUCAGCAACUGCUUAAUAAAGCUUUUCGACUUUUGGAAGGCGAGAAAGCAUUGUUGCAAGGAUCUUACUGUGCUACCCAGUGUUAG
This is a messenger RNA of Brugia malayi, 1785 nucleotides long. Its product is annotated as Protein kinase domain containing protein. Gene Ontology annotation, cellular component: cytoplasm; centrosome; nucleus. Lineage: Eukaryota; Metazoa; Nematoda; Chromadorea; Rhabditida; Onchocercidae. Gene Ontology annotation, biological process: mitotic cell cycle; protein phosphorylation; regulation of cytokinesis. The transcript has 12 exons. The coding region runs from base 1 to 1785 and encodes 594 amino acids. Gene Ontology annotation, molecular function: protein binding; ATP binding; protein kinase activity. The record is from RefSeq and is a predicted model, not a curated record.